Molecule: messenger RNA, 999 nt
Organism: Porites lobata
Lineage: Eukaryota; Metazoa; Cnidaria; Anthozoa; Scleractinia; Poritidae
Source: the annotation of a GenBank genome assembly
AUGUGGGCUGAGCUUAACGAUGUCAAAGCUCCCUCCCUACGCUGCUUAGCAGAAAAGCUACCGGAGAUAGUCCUUGGUUCCAGGGCAGAUUCCACUACUCUCACCUACCUCAACGGUUUUAAGCGAUGGCGUGGUUGGGCCAACAGAUUUCCCGAGGUCGCAGUGCUGCCUGCUACUCCGGCUUAUGUUUCUUUAUACUUGCUCAGUGUUUUCCAGUCUUCUAGUUCUCCUGCGCCGGUCCAGAACGCCUUCUAUAGCAUUCGCUGGGCUCAUGAUAUUGCUGGUUUCGACUCUCCUACCCGUGAUCAUACACUUCCACAGAAGGUCGUGGAGUCCGCUAAGAGAAGGCUACUACACCUUGCUUCCAAAAAGCUCCCCAUUACACCCGAAAUUUUACAAAAGUUGUUUCAGAGUCUCGAUGGAUCUUUGGUGGACACAAGAUUCAUGGCCAUGGCGUUAUUGGCCUUUGCGGGGUUCUUAAGAUUUGAUGAAUUGUCUAAUCUGAAGCUUAAGGAUUUAGCGCUGCAUGACACUCAUUUUGAACUUUUCAUAGAAAGCAGUAAAACAGAUCAAUAUCGCGAGGGCGCUAUUGUCCCCAUUGUCAAGUCUGGCACGGAUCUUUGCCCCUGGGGUAAUUUAGAGAAGUAUUUAUCGCAAGCCAAACUCACGUUACCGACAUCUUCCCAAGGUGGAGACGACUAUUUGUUCGGAAAUAUUCAAACCAAGUCUGGCUCUCUGUCCAUCCGCCCAGGCUCCAAACUGUCUUAUACAAGAUGUAGAGAAGUUUUAUUGAAGAAGAUUGCAGACGUAGGCUUAGAUCCUAAGUCUUUCUCUUGGCACAGCUUCAGAAGUAGCGAUGCAUCUGCCGCCGCUAAUGGUGGUAUCUCUGAUAGAAUGUUUAAGCGCAACGGUAGAUGGCGUUCGGAAAACGCUAAGGAUGGCUACGUUGCAGACUCGUUAGAGAGCCGAUUAGCGGUCUCUAUGUCUCUUGGACCGUAA